AUGGAAACUCAAGAUAUGGAUCAGCACAUUAGAGACAUCCAGAGGGAGUAUCUAGAUUUCUUAGACGAUGAGGCGGAUCAAGGGAAAUACUCACAACUUGUAAAAGAUAUGAUUGAUGAUAAAAGUUAUCGUUUGUUAGUCAACAUUAAUGAUCUACGUCGAAAGAACCCUUUGAGAGCAGCAGCUCUUCUUAACAAUGCCUUCGAGGAACAAAUGGCGUUCCAGAAGGCUCUAAAAGAAUAUGUUUUGUCUGUUAACCCAGACUACGCCAAAGAUCACGUCGACUUUUUUAUAGCUUUUGAAGGAAGUUUUGGAAACAAACAUGUAACUCCCAGAACACUAGUUUCAAGAUAUCUUGGCAAUUUGAUUUGUGUGGAAGGCAUUGUAACCAAAUGUUCACUAAUUUAUCCUAAAGUAGUACGAAGUGUGCAUUUUUGUCCUGUUACCAAGAAAAUUAUGGAAAGAAAGUAUACAGAUAUGACUUCAUUUGAAGCUGUACCCUCUGUAGCUGUGUAUCCCACAAAGGAUGAUGAUGGUAAUCCUCUAGAAACUGAGUAUGGGCUGUCAGCUUACAAAGACCAUCAAACCAUUUCCAUUCAAGAAAUGCCUGAGAAGGCUCCUGCUGGUCAGCUGCCCAGAUCUGUAGAUAUUAUCUGUGAUAAUGACUUAGUGGAUGCUUGUAAACCAGGAGAUAGGAUACAAGUUGUUGGUACAUUUAGGUGCUUGCCUAAUAAACAGCAAAACUUCUCUAAUUGUAUAUUCAAGACCAUUGUAAUUGCAAACAACAUUUCCCAACUGAGCAAAGAAGCAACACAUUCAAUAACAAGGGAAGAUGUUGCACACUGUAAAAAACUUGCCAAAUCUAAUAAAAAUAUCUUCAAUUUACUAUCAAAAUCAUUGGCACCUUCUAUACAUGGACAUGAGUAUAUCAAAAAGGCUGUAUUAUGUCUUUUGCUUGGUGGAGUCGAAAAGGUGCUACCAAAUGGUACUAGAUUAAGAGGUGAUAUCAAUGUGCUGCUUAUUGGAGACCCUAGUGUUGCCAAAUCUCAGUUGUUGCGUUAUGUUUUACACACCGCUCCUAGAGCUAUACCAACCACAGGUAGAGGAUCUUCUGGUGUUGGUCUGACAGCAGCAGUUACAACAGAUCAGGAAACUGGUGAAAGACGUCUAGAAGCAGGUGCUAUGGUUCUUGCAGAUAGAGGGGUUGUUUGUAUUGAUGAAUUUGAUAAAAUGAGUGACAUUGACAGAACUGCUAUUCACGAAGUUAUGGAACAAGGUAGAGUCACAAUUGCCAAAGCAGGAAUACAUGCCAGCUUGAAUGCUAGAUGUUCAGUAUUGGCUGCUGCUAAUCCUGUAUAUGGAAAAUAUGAUCAAUAUAAAACACCCAUGGAAAACAUUGGCCUUCAAGAUUCGCUGCUUUCUCGUUUUGAUUGUUUGUUUGUGAUGUUAGAUACAGUAAACGAAGAUCAAGAUUUAAAAAUUUCGGACCACGUUGUCAGAAUGCACAGAUAUAGAAAUCCAUUGGAACAAGAUGGAGAAGUCCUUCCCAUGGGUUCUAAUGUCGAAAUGUUAAGUACCAUGAAUCCUGAUGAAGAAGAUCGUAAAGAAACUCCCGUGUAUGAAGAAUAUGAUGCCUUAUUGCAUGGAGCAAGUCGUAGAAGAACGGAUAAGAUUUUAAGUGUUGAUUUUAUGAGAAAAUAUAUUAAUUUCGUAAAGAUUUUAAAACCUGUUCUGACAGAAGAAGCUUCUGAAAUCAUUUCCGAUGAGUAUUCAAGACUGAGAUCUGAAGAUGUUUUAGAGAGUGAUGUUGCGAGGACUCAACCUGUAACUCCACGUACCCUCGAAACGAUGAUCCGUCUGGCAACAGCACAUGCAAAAGCCAGAAUGUCUAGAACCGUUACUGCAGAAGACGCGAAUGAAGCAAUUGAACUGAUUCAAUAUGCAUAUUUCAAGAAAGUAUUAGAAAAGGAAAAGAAACGUAGAAGACGAGAUGAAUAUGAUUCCGCAGAGGAAGAAGAAGGAGAUCAAAGACAAAAACGAGCAAGGCCAGUUAGAUCAGAGGCAGGGGAUGAUUCAGAUGAUGAAAUAAUUGCCACACAGAGUUCUACAAGAAGCAGAUCUACUGCAGUUUCUGGAGUAGAACCAAUGGAAGAAGAAACUGUUCUUAACGGCGUCAACGGUCAUACAAAUGGUCACACGGAAGACAGUGAAUCUAUGGAAGUUGAUGAUAGUCCCAAAGAAAUAUCUACUGACAGGUUAACAACAUUUAAAAGUAGUCUUCAAAAAGCGUUCAGAGAAAACAGGACACAAUCUCUCAGUCUAAGUCGCAUUAGAGAGUUCAUAAAUAGCGACAAUCCCACUCCAUAUACCCAAAACGAAAUCAGUGCUGCCAUAGAACGAAUGACAGAUGACAAUCAAGUGAUGUUAUCAGAUGGAUUUGUGUUUUUAAUCUAA
This is a messenger RNA of Diabrotica balteata, 2454 nucleotides long. Lineage: Eukaryota; Metazoa; Arthropoda; Insecta; Coleoptera; Chrysomelidae. The record is from the annotation of a GenBank genome assembly.